AUGAAAAACAGCUACGAUUCACUUGAAAAAUCCAUUGAGCAUCAGUUAGAAAAACAAAUUGGAGAUGAAACAAAGCAAUGGAAAUUGUUCAAAAAUGGGAAUGGAAACUUCCUUGAAGCGCUCGAAUUAAUUACUCGCCACAACAAAACAUUACAAGAUUAUACGCAUCUUAUUGCUAAGCACCAAGAAGAAGAAAAACGCAUGCAAGCUCAUUAUUUAUCCUGGAAAUCACAAAAUGAAUUUAUCAAGGAAUGCGGCAAAUUAGUGGUUCGAGAAGUUAUUCGAGAAAUCAAAAAAUCAAUAUAUUUCACCAUCAUCACGGACAGCACUCCCGAUUCGUCCCACAGCGAGCAAAUAACUUUUGUUUUUCGUUUUUUGCAUUUCAAUGAUAAUCAGCUGUGGAAGGUCAAAGAAAGAUUCCUUAAGCUAGAAGAACUUGAAAAGAAGAAGGGAUCUGAUAUAACAAAGUUGAUAUUGAAUGUGUUGGAAGAGAAUGAGCUCGACAUAAAAAAUUGUCGUGGUCAAGGCUACGACAACGGCGCUAAUAUGGCAGGUAUUUACAAUGGAGUUCAAGCUUUGAUAAGACAGAAUAAUCCACAAGCAAUUUUCAUUCCUUGCUCUGCUUGCAGUUUGAACUUAUGUGCAGUACACGCUAUUGAAUCAUCGGCUCCUGCGAAAUCCUAUUUUGGAAAUGUUCAAAAGCUAUACAAUCUGUUCAGCAGCAGCCCAGUUCGUUGGAAAAUUCUUCAGGAGGAGACAGGCCAAUCAUUACAUAAACUUUCUGUUACACGAUGGAGUUCAAGGAUUGAAUCAGUUAAGCCAUUAGCAAAAAAGCCAAGAGAGAUCUUGAAAUCAUUACAUCGUCUAAAAGAGUUAGACCUUCCAGGCGAAAUUAACAACGUGAGUCUUCUGCUUCAAUCCACUCAACUCACUCUCGAUGAUGAAGUAAAGAUUCUAAAUGGCCUUUUGAUGGAUCUGGAUCGAAUCCGUCUGUCUUGGGACCUGAUUUUGAUAGAGGCAACAGAAGUUGCAAAGAACUUGAAAUUUGAUAAAAUAAUGUUUACUGUGAAGAGAACGCAAAAAAAGAUCAUCCCAGAUGAAACUGCUGCUUACAACCACGAAGAAGCAUCAAAAAACUUUGAGUGUAAUGUCUUUAAUGUUGCACUCUACAAUCUGACUAGUCAAAUGAGAUCAAGGUUUAAAGUAAUAGAAGAGGAAUGUAGCAAGUUUUCCUUCCUUUGGUCUUUACAGAAAUCUCAAACAGACCAAGAACUAGGUUUAAAAGCUGAGAAUCUGGCAAAACUUUACCCAGAAGAUUUAUGUAAAAACGAAUUUUCUGAUGAAGUUCGGCAUUUUUUUUCCGUAAGAAGAAAUAUUCUAGCCAGCGAAAAGCCUGUCGAACUUCUAAAUGAAGUUUAUGUAAAGGGGCUGCAUUCAAUAUUUCCGCAAGUGUGUGUUUCCCUUAGAAUCUUUCUAACAUUUCCACAAUGGGCCAGGAGCAGUUGUGCUACUUGA
Molecule: messenger RNA, 1515 nt
Organism: Hydra vulgaris (swiftwater hydra)
Lineage: Eukaryota; Metazoa; Cnidaria; Hydrozoa; Anthoathecata; Hydridae
Source: RefSeq, a predicted model, not a curated record